Messenger RNA from Plasmodium inui San Antonio 1, 1518 nucleotides. RefSeq lists its product as hypothetical. The transcript has a single exon. The coding region runs from base 1 to 1518 and encodes 505 amino acids. The record is from RefSeq and is a predicted model, not a curated record. NCBI's taxonomy places the organism in Eukaryota, Apicomplexa, Aconoidasida, Haemosporida, Plasmodiidae.
AUGUCGUGGGAGAUAGGAAGUUUAAAUGCGGGAGGAGAGCUGGUCGAAAUAGGCCUGACCACGGCGCAGCCUUGUGAAGAGAGGCAGGGAAUUGAAGGAUAUUGCCUAAGGGAAAACCUGGACUGGAGCGGAGAAGAGUAUUUCGGUUUGAAUGCUUGGAUCGGCGAGCUGACCUCUCAUGCAACGACAAGCUGGGGAAGAUUCAGCAGGGAAGCAGGUCAAAAGGGUUGUGGAUUACGAAGAAGCCGAAGGGCAUAUGAUGGCCAGGUUACGUGGAGAGAUUUAUUGACGUGCGUCAUGAAUGAAUUAAUGGAUCUAACUCCAAGGGAUCAUCCCACGGACCAAAAUCCCCGAGGGGUCUUUUGGACCAAAAAGCACUGGAGUGGAUUAAUGGCAAAAAAUAUAGAUCACAAGUGGACAGAUAAUACAAAUCCACAGACAGCAUUAUUGAUGUUAGUUUGUAUCAUUUUAGGUUUCCAACAACAAAUGACAAAAGCUAGAAAUCCAAACAGGCAGCAGUACAACGAACUAUGCCAGGAAGUGAAUGAUCUCUUAAUGAUUGAGGAGGAUGUAUGGUCUAGCUUAUACAAGGAUGCCAGGUGGUCAUGGGACUACAACUCAAAGCAAUGUAGGAAGGGAACAGAGUCCACACAUUGUCAGUACGCGGCCAUGUCGUUAUUACUGAGUGUGUAUAUGAGUAUGAGAAAAUGUUGUAGCACGUGUCAAUCCUAUGAUAUAAGUGGUUGGUUAAUAGGGGACAAAGGAACAAUUAAAAGGGCGAAACAAUUGAGGUAUAAUGAAGGAGGACAAAACUGGAUCGAGGACGCAGCAGGAAACGGGAGGCUGAGCAUUACAGGAGAUGAGUUAGGGAGCUAUAUCUCAAAGAAGAAGAAAGAGGCAUCUGUAUCAGGAAGAGUCCAAGGACCCAAGCCAACAACUCAUCCCCAAACCCAGCCCCAGAGGAGGGUCCAGAAGCCAUCCAUACGAACAGCACCAACAGCGGGUCUAGCACAAUCGAAGCCGGCAGCAGAACACGGAAAGGGACCAACCGAAACAGGAGUCAGCAGUGAUAAAAAUUCACCAAAACUUCCUCUAAUCAAACAACCCCAAUCAACCGAUGACGAAGUGCUGGAAACUCUACGUCCAGAGGCGGCCUCCACCAUCGCCAGAAGCCACGAGUCUGCAGAUAUCUCCAGAACUGAAUCAGAGCCAAAGAGUCAGUUACAGCUGGAGGAGAAGGACGAGACGAGCCUGAAUCAGGAACAGGAGGGCAGGAAUCAGGUCUCGGCCAAUGUAGCUGAGGAGAACAGCCCACCAUUCCAAAGUCACACCGAGGCAGACGAUCUCCAGGGGCCUAUCACCCAGUCUCCGAUUGCCCCUAAGAUCACGGGGGGAGCCGUGGGGCUGUUGGGAUUGGGCGUCGGUGGCUAUGCUUAUUGGAGGAUCUUUAGGAAGAGUGCAGGAGGGUUAGUUUCUGUAGGGCGUUCAAUUUGGAGGGUGGGUUAUGGUAGAGCUUGA